AUGGUGGAUGUGCCUUUGGAAUCGCUUCAUCCGGGCAUGGUGAAGGUUCAGCCGGGGGAGGAGGUGGUGGUUUGCACCCUCUGGACGCUCAUGCUCUUCCCAGAUGACUCUGUUCUCAGGCACAACCCACGAGAUGCCGUGCUUAAGUGGAUCCAGGCCCUCAAGCCCCGCCUCGUCCUUCUAGCAGAGGUAGACGCGGCCCUCAACGGCCCCUUCUUCCUCGCCCGCGUGCGCGAGACCUUCCGAUCCAUGCUCGCUUUCAUCUCAGCCUUUCAUGCCGCCAAGCCCGAUGCCUUAAUCUCGCCCGUCCAUUCCAUGUGGGAGGCGGUGCUGUUCCGCGAGCUCAUCAACUGCGUCGGAUGCGAGGGGAUCCAACGGCUGAUACGCGCCGAGAGGCUGGAGCAGUAG
Molecule: messenger RNA, 408 nt
Organism: Closterium sp. Yama58-4
Lineage: Eukaryota; Viridiplantae; Streptophyta; Zygnematophyceae; Desmidiales; Closteriaceae
Source: the annotation of a GenBank genome assembly